ACACACACACACACACACACACGCUCGCGCAAACACGCAAUUAUACAGACAAACACUCCUCCUCUCUCUCACUCUGGUGCUCGGCUCCGCACAGCUCCUUUACUCAUUCGCUGCUGAUUCACUCGCUCAGUCGCUUGCCUCCUCUGCCGGUCGCUCUGCCUUGCUGCAUUCUGCCUGCCUGCCUGAGAAUGGUCCAGCCGGUGCCUGAGGGUCUGCUGUCGCGGCCUGUCUGAACACACGCAUAAACAUACAGAGCCAGCCGCCACGCGGAAAACACACACACACUAACCGGAGAGCAAUGUGAGAGAGGAAGUGCCUUCCCUGAUGUCUGCUGCAGCUUUGACCUGCUUCUACAGCUGAAGCUCCACCCUCCCCUCUGCCUCGCUCGCUUGCUGCCACAGUAACACGAGUAAAAGGACAGCAAGCACAUCCUCCUCGCUGCCUACGCUUCGACGCAGUGGUCCCACUUCUGCCAUCACCAUCCACUCCACACAGCUGCGCUCCAGCCUCAGUUCUUCUCACCAGACGGCCCCCGCUGCUAAACGCUUACCACCAGCUGAACAGCCUUACCACCGCAGCCCAGCACACCACCAAGCCCACUCAGCAUCUCACCCACCUUGCCUUUCACCUUCGCCUUCAGCCCUUGAAGCCUCUGUUUAGUCCUCAGUGUCCUUAACCUUCCUGAAGCAGACGACAUCCGGACUGUCACCUUAGUUGCCUGCUUCCCUGCACCUCACCAGAGGGCUCACAGUUCGGCCUGCUGGUCUAUUUGCCAUCUUUGCAUUGGGAUGUUGUAGGAAGGUCAAGCCAAGACAGGCAGCUUGUUCAAAACGUAGUCUCCUGGAUAUAAUCUGUUGUUUGACCAGGAAAAUGACCCAUUAACAUCCACAGCAAAUGUCGUCCCGCAACAUUUCACUUUGGAAAAGGAGCCCUCUCAAUCAAUAGGAACUUUACUGUUUGAAUGUUUCAUUGCAGCUUAUCAAGGAAAGUAACGACGCCAACGAGUAAAUAAAACAGACCUUAAAAUUGUGGAUUUUUCUUAGAGGUACUUUGUCCACACCUGAACAUAUCUCUGCUAGGAAUAAUCUUUGCCAGAGUGUCGCCAUGGCAAUGAACAUAGCACAUAUCCGUGACACAAAGUGGCUGACACUGGAAGUAUGCAGGGAGUUCCAGAGAGGCACUUGCUCGCGGUCUGACCAAGAGUGCAAGUUUGCUCAUCCAGCCAAGAGUUGCCAGGUGGACAACGGACGGGUGAUAGCUUGCUUCGAUUCACUUAAGGGCCGUUGUUCCCGGGAGAAUUGCAAGUACCUGCAUCCCCCUCCCCAUCUAAAGACCCAGCUUGAGAUCAAUGGCAGGAACAAUCUGAUCCAGCAGAAGAAUAUGGCCAUGCUGGCCCAGCAGAUGCAGCUCGCCAACGCCAUGAUGCCCGGCACACAACUACCACCUAUGGUGAGGGGACAUACACGUAUGAACACACCACUGCUGCUGCCUAUGCCCAUGUUCUCGAUGACGCCAGGCUUGGCCACCAAUGCCAGUGCAGCAGCAGCCGCUGCAGCUGCAGCCUUUAAUCCCUACUUAAGCCCCAUGUCACCAAGCCUCAUGCCUCCAGAGAUCCUUCCCAGCACCCCGGUCCUCAUGGCCUCCAGCCCCAACGUCGGCCAAGUCCCCAACGCGGCCGCUGCUGCAGCGCAGAAACUGCUGAGAACAGACAGACUUGAGGUGUGUCGGGAGUAUCAGAGGGGAAACUGUGCUCGGGGGGAAAGCGACUGCCGCUUUGCCCACCCUGCAGACAGCACCAUGAUCGACACCAAUGACAACACUGUCACUGUAUGCAUGGACUUCAUCAAGGGUCGCUGCUCCAGGGAAAAGUGCAAGUACUUCCACCCGCCAUCCCACCUGCAGGCUAAGAUUAAGGCUACCCAGCAUCAGGUGAACCAGGCCACAGCCGCCGCAGCCAUGACUCAGUCGGCUGUCAAAUCACUGAAGCGACCCCUCGACGCAACCUUUGACCUGGGCAUCGCACCUAGUGUCAUGGCUCCCCUCCCAAAGCGGGCAGCCCUGGAGAAGGCCAAUGGGGCCUCUGCUGUGUUUAACACCGGCAUGCUCCAGUACCAGCAGGCCCUGGCCAGCAUGCAGUUUCAGCAGCAGGCUGCUUUCCUCCCAUCAGGCUCAAUAUUGUGCAUGACACCUACAGCCAGCGUUGUUCCCAUGAUGCACGGUGGUAGUCCAGCUGUGUCUGCAGCCACCACAUCUGCCACAAGCGUUCCCUUCGCAACUGCCUCCACCAAUCAGGACUCUUCCUUAUCAAAGUUGACUACCAACGAAUACAUGCAAUUGAUUCCAAUAAUAUCUGCAGAUCAUCUGAGUAGUCACAAGUACUUGACUCAAAUGUAGUUCCUCUCCAGAACAAUCAAAUGAAUGUGUGCUGGCACCGUCCACGCCAAAAAGAGCUCAGCCUUUAUGUACAUAACCUUCAGAAUGUCAAGCAAUGGGACAAAGAGGUUCUGCCAUCUCUUACCUGGUCCACAACGAUGGUCUCAUCACACAUGUAAACAUCAAGGGUACAACACACGACCUGUUCCAUCCUCCCGCAUAUCAAUAUCAGUUUGCUGUCAAAUUCAAUGUCCAGCCGAGAGAAGAGGAGAACUCGGUGCCCGAGUCAACGGGAAACGUAACACUUCUGCGUCUGAUUAAGUCAAAGCACUCAGUUAAUUUGCUCGGAUUCAUCAUCUUCACUGCAUGCACAGAAGGUCAAGAGCAUCGUUACAUGAGACAACAUCAGGACCCGGGACAUUAGUAGACCAACAGUUUUCUUUCUUUUCUUUUUUUUUUUUUUCUUUUUAUCUCCUGCUUUAUAAUUUAAUCGACAGCCAUAUAUGGUUUACAAGUGAAAUGCGAAUAUGCACCUUGAAUUUGAAUUGAAACCUAUCAGGCACAAUGAUUUUAACUGAAAUUUUAUCUGCCAAAUGCAUUGGGCAUGUAUAGUAUUGUGUUUUUUUUUAGGGCUACUAGUGAAACUAGAUGUUGAAAUGAGGGUCUUGGACAUAUGAAUGUUCUGGGUAAACCAACAUACCUGUGUACCUUGAAAGUGGAGCCAGGCUAGCUUUACUCGCCUUGUCGUGUGCCAUCAAGGCCAUACAGCUAAAGCCAGAGCGUUAUCUCAGCAGUGUUAUUUGUUUACCGAAGGUAAAUGUUUUAUAUGGCUCUUUUUGUAUUUUAUUUGCUUCCAGAGUCUUCAUUGUGAGUGUUUUUUUUUUAAUUCAUUAGUUUUUGAAGAGGGAUUUUCUCCAAAUUAUCAUUAUUUUUUUUAAUUAAAAUUGGUUGUGUUCUUUUUUUUUCUCUCAUGUUUGUCAUGCCUCUUUUCAUGAAUUGACGUUGUUUUUGUUUGUCAGAAUUAAGUCCGUAACUAAGUCCAUCGACUCUAAAGCCUGGAGAAGAAGAGAGAGUAGCUCCAGCUGGUGUUGAGUUACCUUGUUCCCCUCCUUCUCAAAGAGGAGCAGCUCAAAUGCUGCGUCUCCAAGAUGCACUUUUGAGCCGUGUGUGGAUGGAUUUUAAACACCAGACCCAAAGGUCUACUAGGUCAUUUAAAACCGCAUGUCAUGUGUUUGAGUGAUUAGUUGUCUGCUCAUCCCAUUUUGUUUUAUCAACCCAUCUUGCAUCAACCCUCAUUUUUGCAGAAAUACAUGACAUUAUAUGUUUGACUUGUAUUUCAAGUGAAACAUGAAGGUUCUCAUAAACUUCCAGAUUUGACUGCAGAUAACCAAAGCACAGUUUCUUCUCUCAGUCUUAUUAUCAUCUUAGAAACAUCUCUGAAGAGGCUUCAAGAAUUAAGGAAAUGCGUGUGUCAUCUGUCAUUCAUCUGUGUGUUUUAUAAUGAUUUCCUUUUUAUUUUGUAUUUUUUUAGAAGCGUGUGUCGUGUCUUUACCGAUUGUUAUGUACCUAACAAAGCCUUAGAUUACAAUUAACGGGUUUGUGCCCGAUCAAAUGUCCUUUCAAUCACCAUGCAGGUAAAGAAAACCAAUGAUGUUAUAUAGUUCUCACAUGGCGCUUAUAAUCUUUUUUGUUUUUGUUUUUUCUUUCUUUCUGUAAAAAAAGACAAUUACUCUCUUAAAUUUCAUUUAACUUACAUGUUAUGUACUACUUAAGGAUUUGAAUCUAUUUGAGGUAUGUAGUUUUAGAUUUUCUUUUUUUUUUGCCUUACUAUAUUAUUACUUGACAACAUUGAUAUAGCCGUUGUAGAUGUUAAGAUAGUACAACAUUCAUAACUUUUCAAACCAUAUAAAGGAUAAUAUGUUAAAUAUUCACUUCAGUCACAGAGCUGGAUGUCUUUCUCAGUUGAUGUUACAUUGUCACUUAAUUUUAUUGAUGAGAAUUUUUUUCAUACAAGGAAUGAGAUCAACUAAUUUAAUUUGUCUCUGAGUAGACAAAAUGUUUUAACCAACUUAAAUUUUCCUCGUACCAUGUCAAAGUCAUGUUUGAAAAUACUAUAUUGUAUUGAAAGAUAGACUGUCCGUGUUUUAGACUAAAAGUUAUUUUCUACUGUAUCCAUUUCAAAGAGAUAUGUUCUUUUUGUUUGAAUAUUUCUUAAGUUUGCCCUGAAUGUCAGGCCAAAACGAGCAGUGAGAUUGAUGUUGAUGUCUGGUGAGAUUUGGGGUGAGAACGUAAAGACUCCUCCUCUGCGGAGGAGUCAGGAAUUCUGCAGAUAAUGAGUGUGAACCUAAGGGACGAAGGUUGACUUUUUGCACUUCUGUAUAUAGUCAAAUGAACAGAGAAAAAAAAAAUGUGUAUCAUAUCGAGAUAUUAUUUUGAAUAAAAGAAAAGAUCUAUAAUUAUAAGGAAUUUUGUUAGAUUAAUUUAAAUUCUUAAAUUAGAAGACCAGCUAAAAUUUGCUUGCAAAGAAGGGCACUAGUUUCUUGGCCAAUGCAUUCAGAGAAAGCUAUGCGCUUUUUGUCUUAUUUUGUAGGAGGCUCGUAAUGCCAGGGAACAUUGCAGGGGAGUGGAAAUCCCCACAUCAUGCUAACUUCACACACCUCAUAGGAUGCCAUAUCCAGUAAAGUCCAAAUAUCAUUUGUUGGACUCGGUCGUGCAGUAUUGCGGCUCCCAUGGUACAGUUGAUAACAUAAAUCUAUUUUUUUUAGAUGUCUUCUAUUAUCGUUUGAUUUGACUGCAUGUAAAAGUACAACCACUUAACAAAAACAAAAAAACUGCAUAGAUAUGUAAGGAAAAAUAACACCUUCAGACUACAGAGUAUACAAUAUUCUCUCUCUCUCUUUUCUUUUCAAAUGAUACCAUAGAUAACAUCCACAGUGAGCAGAAAUAAUACUUUUAAAACAAGUCAUCUCAAGAUGAUUUAAAGAAUAAUAAUAAUACAUUAGCACUCAUCCACCCCAUAUAUGUUCUCAUAGAAAGAGAAUUGCAGCUGACACCGAUUCACGAACAGUCGUUCCUGCUUUCAUAGCUGUGCACUCAGCAGGCGAAGGCUCUUCACACCAAAUGCAUAUUUGGCUCAAUAGUCUUUAAAGUGAAUGUAAAAGUCAACAUGUUUUUGACUUGAGGCUGCUUUGCAUAGGCGCUACGGAACCAAAGUACCAAUUUCUCCAAAACCAGAUGUUCAGUAUUCUGGCUGUCUCUCUUCCCUGCUGGGCGCACAUGUACGCUUUGCCUUCUUUUUUUUUCUUUUUUUUUUUAACUUGUAAGUGCACCCACCACUUAUGUAUUUGCUAACAGUUGCCACACAAUAAUGUAGUAUUCUGUCUUCAGAUUUGUUUAUGCACAUUUUGUUGUUGCCAUAAUUGACUCUUGCUGUAUGAAUGAAAAAAAAAAUGAAUAAAAUAAUAUUUGAUUUGCUCAUGCAA
Molecule: messenger RNA, 5855 nt
Organism: Cololabis saira (Pacific saury)
Lineage: Eukaryota; Metazoa; Chordata; Actinopteri; Beloniformes; Belonidae
Gene: mbnl1
Product: muscleblind-like splicing regulator 1
Exons: 12
Coding region: 1105-2394 (429 amino acids)
Molecular function (GO): metal ion binding
Source: RefSeq, a predicted model, not a curated record